UUUCCCUCUAAGUUUCAUUCUCUCUCCACCCCAUUCUUUCUUUCUUUCAUUUUUCUUUCCUUCUUGUCGUUCUCUCUCUCUGCCCAACAUUACAUCUAUCUCCUUCAGCUUUUCUUCUCCCCUGCAUGUCUCAUAUUAAUUAACACAAGUUUCAGGGAAGAUGAUGCUUGAAGGAUCUGUUAGCAUUAAUGGCCGAGAGUUGGAGACAAUGCUUUCUUUUAGAACUCCAACAGCAGAUAUGGAAAAUGACUUAUUUGGUAAACAUUUAAGCACAAAGAGUAUCGAAAGUUUAGAUGAUUUUUCAAGUUCAUACAGUAACUCUUCUGAGAAGAGCUUCUAUUCCCCGAAAAAGUUGGAGCCACAUGGUCAUAGAGACCUUGCUGCACUUAAAUUGCAGAAAGUUUACAAAAGUUUUCGAACUAGAAGACAACUUGCAGAUUGUGCAGUUCUUGCAGAACAAAGAUGGUGGAGGGCUUUGGAUUUUGCCGAACUUAAGCGCAGUUCUAUAUCAUUUUUCGACAUUGCAAAACCUGAGACUGCGAUUUCACGUUGGUCAAGGGCUAGAAAGAGAGCUGCCAAGGUUGGAAAAGGUCUAUCUAAGGAUAGGAAGGCUCGUAAACUUGCUUUGCAGCACUGGCUCGAGGCAAUUGACCCUCGACAUCGCUAUGGCCAUAACCUCCAAUUUUAUUAUGUUCAAUGGCUACAUUGUGAUAGUUACCAACCUUUCUUCUAUUGGCUUGAUAUUGGAGGUGGCAGGGAAUUCGGCUCGGAGAGAUGUUCUAGAUCAAAGCUUCAGCAACAAUGCAUCAAAUAUUUGGGUCCAGAGGAAAGAAAGGCUUAUGAAGUGGUUAUUGAGAAUGGGAGGCUCUUUUACAAACACACGGGGAUUCCAGUUGAAAGUACAAAAGAUGCUAAGUGGAUAUUUGUACUUAGCACUUCCAAGACUUUGUAUGUUGGGCAAAAAAACAAGGGCACAUUUCAACAUUCAAGCUUCCUAGCAGGCGGAGCCACAUUAUCUGCUGGUAGAUUAGUAGCCGAAGACGGUGUUCUUAAGGCUGUUUGGCCUCACAGUGGACAUUAUCUCCCAACCGAAGAAAAUUUCCAGGAAUUCGUGUCAUUUCUUAAGGAGAAUAAUGUCGACCUUACAGAUGUACAGAAAAACCCCGAAGAAGAUGACGAACCAGUGAAAACGAACCAGGAAUAUCAUUUUAGAGCAAAAUCUUCAGAGAAGUUACCAUCUAACAUCGAAACCGAAAGUUCAAGUAGUGCAUUAUCCGAAGAGAAAACCGAGGACAUAAAUGAGGAUCCAUCUGCUGAUUCAAACACCGAUCCACCAUUAUCUAGAUUGUCGAAACGGCUAGGAACAAAAAUAUCUAGACUCGAAAUACCGAAAAGAGACAACGUGACUGACAUUUUCGAGUCAGUAUUGGCAGUACAUCGUCCAACUAGAAAACUAUAUUCACCACAUUCAGACUCAGAAUCAGAUUGCGGUUACGAGACAGCAGAAGAAUCGCUUAUCCAAGAAGAAGACUUCAUGGUUUCAAAAUCAAACUUGUUUGUUGAGGAUCAAGACAACGAAGAAGAAAAUCCUAUUCCAAAGGAAAAGAUAAUGAAGAGAAUAGAUUCACAUAAAGGAAUGAAAUCGUAUCAACUGGCGAAUCAUUUAUCGACGAAAUGGUCAACAGGUGCUGGUCCUAGAAUUGGUUGUAUGCGAGACUAUCCAGCAGAGCUUCAGUUUUUCAUCUUGGAACAACAAAAUUUGUCUCCAAGGGCAAGAGCAACAGCGCCAUCGCCUCGGAUACCGUUGUUGUCUCGAUUCAGUCCACACGUCCGUUCUUUUUCAGUUCCUUUAGCAGAUGAAGUAUCAUCAAUUAACUAAGGGAUGUUACUUCUGUUAACCGAAUAGAAUUUUUCGUAUUUUGAUGCCGCUCUUUUAACCCAAUAUACAGUUUUUGUAGGUCUUGAGGUGGUGAGUGAGGGAAACAAAAGAACUUUGCAUGCAUAUUAUUCUAGUUCCAAAAUGCUGAGAAGUUUACAAUCUAGAUUUGAAACAAUAGCAAGCAACAUGCAAGUCAUAUAUGACAUGUGCUAUAGUUAUGGAGCAAAUUCCUUUGAGAAUUGCUGGUUUUUUAUAUAUCCCUUCUUUCAAAUAUGUAUUUUAUUAAUCUUAUAUUCAUACCUACAAUGAUAUGGUGUUGAAGUAGUUGUACAUAAGUAGUUGAAGAAAAACUUGUGAAAAGCAGUGGUCUACAGCAAUAAAAAUGAAUCAAACUCUGCUAUUUUUCAUUGUAA
Messenger RNA from Vicia villosa (hairy vetch), 2292 nucleotides. RefSeq names its product IQ domain-containing protein IQM6. The record is from RefSeq and is a predicted model, not a curated record. The transcript is spliced from 9 exons. Bases 161 to 1879 code for a protein of 572 amino acids. NCBI's taxonomy places the organism in Eukaryota, Viridiplantae, Streptophyta, Magnoliopsida, Fabales, Fabaceae.